Cornus florida is the source of this 611-nucleotide messenger RNA. RefSeq names its product protein BRICK 1. Gene Ontology annotation, biological process: regulation of actin polymerization or depolymerization; cell motility; actin filament organization. Bases 100 to 357 code for a protein of 85 amino acids. Gene Ontology annotation, cellular component: SCAR complex. The transcript has 2 exons. The record is from RefSeq and is a predicted model, not a curated record. Gene Ontology annotation, molecular function: protein-containing complex binding. Lineage: Eukaryota; Viridiplantae; Streptophyta; Magnoliopsida; Cornales; Cornaceae.
AAUUUCAAUUUGACAGUAUUGUAGACUUUCUCGUCGAACAGAAGACCACCACUGUCUCUCUCUCUCUCUAAAACUCUUCUCUUUCUCUCUCUAAAGAUAAUGGCUCGAGCUGGGGGAAUAACGAACGCAGUGAACGUUGGGAUAGCAGUGCAAGCAGAUUGGGAGAAUCGAGAGUUCAUAUCUCACAUAUCCCUCAACGUCCGUCGUCUCUUCGACUUCCUCGUCCAAUUUGAGGCUACAACAAAGAGCAAAUUAGCAUCAUUGAAUGAGAAGCUUGAUACACUAGAGCGUCGACUAGAACUGCUUGAAGUCCAAGUUAGUACUGCGACAGCCAACCCUUCUCUGUUUACUACCUGAUGUUUACUGGAUUGUGUCCUUGUUGAGAAAAUUAGCUCUACUGUAAACACCUCGUAUCUGUAUUUUGAAGAGGUUGCUUGGCUCUGGAAUCCAGUUUGAAAUUCUUGUAACCAUUUUUUUCAUGCUUUAUUUUUUGCCUUUUUAACUUUUUCUAUGGGGUACAUCUCCGAGUUCUUUUAUGUAACUGAUAUUUUCAUGUAAUAUAAUUGAGAAAUAUUGCUCUGGAUCUUCCAGCUAGCUUUUUGACCUUGUCA